UUCAGAGUUAUCUAUCACACAUGAAGGAGAAAACAAUAAUAGUAAGACAUUAACCAGGCGUGUAAAUGAUUGAGGGGACCACAGAAUGGCAUCUCCGGGUCUGGUUUACGAAGGCAGACGCAGCAGAACACGCUUCAGACUUUGGUCAGAAGGUGCUGGAGACAGAGUUAAUACACUGGGAGCACAGGGUGUGAAAACUAAACUUCUUUGUGGGACAGAGAGUGUGUACUUAGCGUGUGGUGAUGGCAGUGGCACGGAGGCUGCUGUUGGCUGCUGGGCUGCUCCUUUUCUCCUCCGGGCUCCACUGCUCCUCGCCCCCACCUGGCUGCUCAGAGUCAUGCACCUGUCAGGGAGCUCCCCUGUUGAACUGCUCCUCCUCCGGUCUCUCCUCGGCGCCUCAGCACAUCCAGGACUCUGUCACCGCGCUGGACUUGUCUCAUAAUCUCCUCAGCUCUGUAACGCUGCUUCGGGCGCAUCGCAGUCUCAGGAAUGUAUGGCUGGGGAAUAACUCUAUCACGCGCUUGUCUCUGUGUGUCGAGAGAAAUGUGGGAAGUCGCGACGUCACAAAUAGACGUGGACGUCGCUUGGGACCCUGGAGGAGGCGAGGAUGUGUGUCUUGGGCCCCCUCCCUGCAGCUGCUAUCUGUUGAAAAAAAUCAGCUAGAGCAACUCCCAGAGGGGCUAGAAGGCAGUAAGUCAUUGCAGGUCCUGCAGCUGUCCUUCAACAGGAUCUCCACUCUACGACCAGGAGACGUCAGAAAGCUUCCACAGCUGAAGGAGCUGCACCUACGACAUAACCUCAUCACAAGCGUUGAUCCUCUGAUGUUUCAGGACUUGGCCCAGCUCAGGGUCCUUGAUCUGAGCUUCAAUAUGCUGACCAGCCUCCAUCCUUUGACGUAUCCUUCUCUGCGGAGCAUCGGGGCAGACGUGAGGCUGGACGGGAACAGGUGGCACUGUGACUGCAGCCUGCGUGGUCUGAGGAGGCGGAUGGUGUACGACGACAGCAGAGGCCUGCAGACCUGGAGAGUCCUGUGUGACUCCCCUGCCGUGCUCUCAGGCAGAGACCUCCUCCAGCUGGAGGAGGACGACCUCAACUGUUUAGGUACCGAAAACAUGUCAGGGCUGCACCGAGAUGUGAGCGUCUACAGUGGCUCUGAGGUUCUGCUGACCUGCUCCACACAAGACCCAGUGUGGUGGACGCCCAGCGUUCAGUCAUCCAGGGGCCAACCACAGGUCAUAAGUGACAUCACCGACCGAGACGCUGGACUGUAUGUGUGUGUGUCUGAGGACCACAGGGUCGUGUCUGUUUUUAACCUCCAAAUAAGUAAAGUGCAAGGUUCAAGAAGACACACAAGGAGUUUACACACACGCAACCAACAAGUAACCCCUCGUACCAGCCAUAGUCAGUCUGAAUUUAAUCUGGCUGUGUGUCUCUCCGUUUUCAUCACGUUUUUCGUAGCCUUUAUCUUAGGAGUCUUUUUAAGACCCUAUAUUGAUGUUCUUUGGAAAAGGGUCACUACCAAGAAAAGGUCAACUCCAGCCGACUCCGAGGCCCCUGUGGAACAAGGGCAGUAUGAUAAUGAAGCCUUCUCCAGUGGCGAGGAACCUGGACAGGUACCAGCUCACAGGGAGAGAAGAGUCACGUUUAACACUGAACAUGUAGACAUCAGAGACGAGAACAACGUGCACUACUAUGACACUGUAGUUGGUGGCGAGCAGGAAGUCAGCAACAAAGCGGCGGUGGUUGAACGUGAAGCGAGGCAGACAGGAAGCAAAGUCGUCACAAGCGGUGGCCGCGCACACGUGGAGUUGGAACCCAUCCCCGACCCUGACGAGCUGGAGGAGAGGAGCCUGUCUUCAUGCUCCGAUUCGUCUCACUCUGACAAGGUGUUGAGAGAAAAGCCAAGGCUCCAAAGAGACACAACAUUAACCAAGGGUCCUCAGCUAGAAAAGGAGUCUGUUCAGCAGAGGCCUGAAGUUGCAGUUUCUACCGAGAGCACGGGUGGAAUUCCUGAGUUUGCGUCGGAGCCGUUUUCAGACUGGUCCCCGCAUACACGCAACCAUAAGUCAAAGGACUUUGAUCUGUGGCAGGAGAAGGAGGAACAGUUUGAGUUUAGCGACUCUGUCCGGAGCGCGUCCGAAAGAUCCAGCAUCGAUGAGGCACCGGCUUCACACAAGCACAAGAGACAUGACGCGUCCAGCUCCAGUUCCUACUUCAGCGACGACGGGCCGACGCAGUACACUGUGAACUCAGACCACGAGGAGGACGGGAAUAAAGAGACGACCCGCAAAAAAAGAGACAUUCAAAGACCUGCAGCGAGGCCGGAGCGCUCGUCUUCCUCAGAGUCCAGCGACGGUGACCUCGAGCCGGUAAAGAGCACCAGCGUCACGAAACGGCAAGAGGAGAGAAAGGAUACGUCCACUUCUGGAGGCAGCAGGACGGACAGAGCCCAGAGGCGUACGAGGGCCCCAUCGCUGAGCUCCAGCUCCUCCUCCAGUAGCGACAGCGAGGAUGAAACACAUCGCAUCACGCCAGGAACGAUGAACCCCACUGGGCUUCCUCUUCAGAGUCCAACUUUACCAGCACGGUUCCCCACUGUAGAUCUCGAACACAUUCCCCGAGUUAAAAGGCGCUUAGAUAUCAAAGCACCGUCACUGGGCUCUGAGGCGUCACACAGUAGUGACAGCGAGAAUGAAACACACCGGCCCAGGAAGGUGGAGACUGCAAAGCCUUCACAGACCAAAGAACCUGCGUCAUCUUCUAGCAGCGAUAGUGAGGAUGAAGCACUGGGCCACACGGGGAAGCUGAGACCCGCAAAGGUGGAUGUCACAUAUAAAGAAUCUGAAACACAGAGUGACCCGGUUGAAGUGUGGCCCGUCAUAGACCUGCAGCGUAUUCCUCACAUCAAGAGGCGUCUGGAUAUCAGAGCACCAUCACCAGACUCCAGUGAUAGUGAGGAGGAAAUAAGCGGUCACACAGGGAGGCGGAGCGCGACAGAACUGGAGCCUCCAGCGCAUGCUCGGUGGCCUGUUCUAGACUUUGACCGCUUGCCCCGAAUCAAUAGGCGUCUAGAUAUCAAAGCUCCGUCACCAGCUUCUGAGUCAUCUUCUUCCAGUCUCAACAAAAGUCCUCUGAAUAACAAAGCACCAUCAACAGACUCUGAUUCAUCUUCCAGUAGCGACAGUGAGGAUGAAAUCACCAACCGGACGGUGAAGCAGGAGACUGCAGAGCUCCCACUGAAUGAUCCAGAUGCAAAGUGGCCUGUUCUAGACUUUGAACACCCGCCUCACAUCAGGAGGCGUCUAGAUAUCAAAGCACCACCACCAGCUUCUGAUUCAUCAUCCUCCAGUGACAGUGAGGAUGAAGCUACAAAGUACAUAAAGAAAGAAGAACGAGAUCAGAUCCUCGUGACAAGACCAGCUCCACAUGUAAGACACAAGUCGGACUCUGACUCAUCUUCCUCCAGUGACAGUGAGGAUGAACUCACAACCCAAACAAAGAAACUGGAGCAGGGGGAGAUCCACCUGACGACGCUUCCAGGGGAAAUAUCACAAACUGCGAAACCUGAGCCAGAAACGCGGUGGCCUAUCAUUGAUCUAGAGCUUACUACACACAUCAAGAGGCGUCUGGAUAUCAAAGCACCAUCACCGGACUCAGAUCCUUCUUCCAGCAGUGAUAGUGAGAAGGAAAUAAGCAGUCACACGGGGAGGCGGACCCCGACACAGCUGGAGCCUCCAGCGCAUGCUCGGUGGCCUGUUCUAGACUUUGACCGCUUGCCUCGAAUCAAGAGGCGUCUAGAUAUAAAAGCUCCGUCACCAGCUUCUGGGUCAUCUUUGCCCAGUGACACGGAGGAUAAAGCUAUAAAGUACAUAAAGAAAGAAGAGCGAGAUCAGAUCCUUGUGACGAGACCAGCUCCACCUGUAAGACACGAGUCUGACUCUGAUUCAUCUUCCAGUAGCGACAGUGAGGAUGAAAUCACCAACCGGACGGUGAAGCAGGAGACUGCAGAGCUCCCACUGAAUGAUCCAGAUGCAAAGUGGCCUGUUCUAGACUUUGAACACCCGCCUCACAUCAGGAGGCGUCUAGAUAUCAAAGCACCACCACCAGCUUCUGAUUCAUCAUCCUCCAGUGACAGUGAGGAUGAAGCUAAAAAGUACAUAAAGAAAGAAGAGCGAGAUCAGAUCCACGUGGCAAGACCAGCUCCGAAUAGAAGACACGAGUCAGACUCUUCAUCUUCAAGUAGUGAAAGUGAGGAGGAACCAGCGGAUCAGAACCUGAUGCAGAGGCCACUAGACGCAAAGUGGCCCACACUAGAUCUAGAACGGGUUCCUCACUUAAAGAGACGUCUAGACAUCAAAACACCUCCGCCUCCUCCUCAUUCACCCUCUAAGAGCGAAGUUGACAAAUAUAAAAAAAAGGAGGUGCACGUGUCCAAACUUCCUGUAACAAAUUCCGAAACAGCAAAGUGGCCAGUGCUUGACUUGGAGAACAUGAGCCUCAAGAGGCGUCUGGAUAUCAAAGCACCCUCACAGGACUCUGAAUCGUCUUCUAGCAGCAACAGUGAGGAUGAAGCAGCACAUGGUCACAUGGAGAGAUCAGAGGCGCUGAUUGAUUUAAAAACACAGUGGCCUACUGUAGAUCUAGGUACUAUGACAGGUAUCAAAAGGCGUCUGGACAUCAAAAGUCUAACACCACCUCAUGAACUGUUAUUAGGUGGUGAGAGUAAGAGCCACGCUGAGGCAGACGAAUUUAGACCCUUCUUCACAUCAAGCAGCUCAGACGAGGCAGAGACUUUAAGGAACCCUCCGAUGAAAGGGAUGUCAGAUGCAAAGUGGCCUGAACUUGACCUCAGCAGAGCUACUCAUGUCAAAAGGCGCCUGGACAUCAAGGCACGUACGCCUUCACAUGGGUCAUGCUCCAGCAGUGACAGUGAAGAUGAGGACGCGAAAAAAGACGAGGUCGUAAGACGUCCAAAAAGCCCUUUGACCAACGUGUUUCAGCAUCCAAAGGAAAAACCCAGCAUCACAUUAGAGAAGUAUACGGUUAUCACAGACUCAUCAUCGACAGCAACACAAGACAAGAGCAGCACGGCAGCAGAGAUCAAUCCCGAGCUUCAGUCGAGGUGGGCCACUAUGAAUCUUGGAAUCUCCCGCUUCAAAAAGCGCCUUGACAUCACAUCGCGCUCACCUCCUUCCUCCCCCAGCGCUCGGAAUGACGGUAAAAGUCCCAAAGCCCGCAAUGAGGAGACGAGGGAUCAGCUGGUGGAAUCUGAUUCGGUGCGGCCCAAACGGAGUCCCAGCAAAGCUUCAGAUGUCAGCGCUCCUUCCCAAACGGAAUCAUCAUCCAGCAGCACCAGUGAGGAUGAGAGGACGCGUCACAGUGCUGGUGUCCCGCGCAUUAAGAGGUAUCUGAACGUCAAGGCCCCCUCCCCAGAUCAAAGCGAGUGCUCAUCCUCCUGCAGUGAGGGCGAAGGUCAGCUGAAGAGACUCCCUCCUGGAGAGAGCAGACAUGAAUGGACAGACAGCGAGUCUGUGAUCACCUACAAGCGUUCAAUAAUGAAAGCUCCAUCGCUGCCCAGCGAGAGUCAUGCAGCUACACAUCAACAUGACAUGGGAUUUCCCAGUUUUAACUUUGAUGAUGUAGUAAGGAAAAGGAUUAACCACCACAGAAGCGUCAGCGAUCUGGACCUGCCGCCCCAGAUAAGGUGGACUGGCCAUUUAUCUGACCUGUCUGUCCACAGCGCAGGGAGGAACCUGGACAUGUCUCCUCAAACCCCUGAGCCGGACAAGUCAACAGGCCGCACAAAUGAGAUUCUGAAGACUUUAUCUGAGGAGAAGAGAGAAAAGAGAGGCCUUAACGCCCUAAAGGUCAUGUCAUCAGAAAGACGAACAUGGGAGACAGAGGAGCCCUUAGACCUGGGCCCACGACACGACACCAGUUUUAACCAUCGCUGGUCCGAGGACGUGAAACAGCCACUGAAGCAAUUUCACGUCUCCUCCACUUCAACGGAUGAGAGAAGAGCUGCAGAUUUGCUGUACGGCGUUCGCAGCUACAGGAGUCGCGACCGCGGCCAUAUCGAACCACCCCAGGAGGCUCCGCCUCCUGUUCCCGAAACGCCGCCACCGGACGAGGCGGCCGAGCCGACGCCGAGGUCCCCGUGGGGGAGCGGGGCGGCCGGCAGGAAGGAGGAAGGGUCCUCUGCGCUCACGCCUCAGAGCCUGGUGCGGUAUUUAGACUCCUCCAUGAAUGCCAGCGACGUGUGAGAAAUGAGGAGGAACGCACUGUGGUUUGGAAAAAGCCUGCGAGCCCAAUCCCACUUUGUAAAGCAUCAAAUGAAAUGUCAAUAAUAAUUUAUGUGGAUCUGUUGUAAAGGGCAUAUUUAUGCUUUUUUUUUUUUAAACAAUUACAAACACGCUGUAAACAAUCGAGCAAAAAGAAUCAGUGUCACUGAUGUCAACUAGAUUGUUAUACUUGAUAAAUAAAUUUUUGGGCAAUAGUAUAUCAAGUAAAAGACCCCAAAUGUCUGUAAGUUAAUAAACCCCUUUUAUUUAUGUAUAUAGACAUAGGUUAUAUUGAAAACAAACAUACAGACACUUACAUAGUUUACAUACAUAUAUACACUUGGGACAAGGCUGUUCAUCCUCCUGCACUGGCAUGGGAGAAACGCUUCAACACUUCUCUCUACACAGUAUUUGGUAAGCGAUCCAACAACGACCUGCAGCUUCGAUUCGACGCUCAUGAUCACAGUAUUAAAACGACCGCAGAAACGUUCGGAAAGUUUCAGCUGCUGUGAACGUCCGUGACGCGAGAGCCGACGCGUCCUUCCCACCAAAUUUGUGUGCGACGCGUCACAGGCGUUGCAAAACAAGUUAUAAAACUAAUAAAAUAAAAUCAGACCUCUUGCUACUUGCCACUUUACAGCAUGUAUGAGGCGUGUGAGAGGGGUUAAAUGCAGGAGGGAACACCUGUUCCACCGUGAGGUUACGGGUGUGUUUCCAGGUCUUAAUAUGCACAAUCAUGUGGUUCAUCAGAAUUAAGACAACAUGACUGUGAAUAUCAAAUUAAGCACAAAAAAAAACAAAA
This is a messenger RNA of Betta splendens (Siamese fighting fish), 7083 nucleotides long. It is a transcript of the gene lrrc66, whose product is annotated as protein clarinet. Gene Ontology annotation, cellular component: nucleolus; nucleoplasm. Lineage: Eukaryota; Metazoa; Chordata; Actinopteri; Anabantiformes; Osphronemidae. Bases 243 to 6263 code for a protein of 2006 amino acids. Gene Ontology annotation, molecular function: protein binding. The transcript has 5 exons. The record is from RefSeq and is a predicted model, not a curated record.